Megalobrama amblycephala (Wuchang bream) is the source of this 1214-nucleotide messenger RNA. Its product is annotated as alpha-1-microglobulin/bikunin precursor. Bases 52 to 1098 code for a protein of 348 amino acids. Gene Ontology annotation, molecular function: serine-type endopeptidase inhibitor activity. The transcript has 10 exons. The record is from RefSeq and is a predicted model, not a curated record. Lineage: Eukaryota; Metazoa; Chordata; Actinopteri; Cypriniformes; Xenocyprididae. Gene Ontology annotation, cellular component: cell surface; plasma membrane.
UUCUCGCUUGGCUUUGGGAUCAGAACUUCAUUUGGAUCACAGACAGACAGAAUGAUGCGUGUUGUUCUGGUGUUUCUGCUUCCCUUCCUGGGACUGUUGCAUGCUGGGCCUCUGCCCGAUGAACCCGUUCUCCAGACCCAAGAGAACUUUGAUGUAAACCGGUUCAUGGGAAAAUGGUAUGAUAUUGCGACAGCAUCCACGUGCCCUUGGCUCAAGCGUCAUAAGGGAGACGCAGCCAUCGGCUCAAUGGAGCUGCAGACCAGUGGCUCGACACAGACCAUCAGCAUGACCCGCAUCGGCCUCAGACAUGGGACCUGUAAGUCCAUCAGUGGAGAAUAUCAGAUGACCAAAACACCUGGAAGAUUUCACUACCACGUUGCGAAGUGGAAUGCUGAUGUGGAUUCCUACGUGGUUCACACAAACUACGAUGAGUAUGCUCUGGUGGUGAUGUAUAAACAAAAAACGGGCGGUGAAAAAUCUACAUCUGUGAAACUCUACGGGCGUACCAUGCAACUGCGGCCCACUCUCAUCGAAGACUUCAAGACUCUGGUGGCUGAACAGGGAAUGAGCGAAGACACUAUAGUUAUCAAAAAGAACAAAGGGGAGUGUGUUCCAGGCGAGCAGGCCACACCAGAGCCACAGAUUCAGAGGGCGAGGAGGAAUGUGGUUGUAGCGCCCCCUGAGGAGGGAUCGGGCGAUGACACGCCCAUGUUCAAAGGACCUGAAGCAUGUAAGGCUGAGCCAGAUUCCGGCCCGUGCUUCGGAAUGUUGCAGCGCUUCCAUUAUAACUCGUCCAUCAUGACCUGUCAGGUGUUCACCUUUGGAGGCUGUAUGGGGAAUCAGAACAACUUUGAGACUGAAAAGGAGUGUCUGCAGAGCUGUCGCACUGAGGCUGCCUGUAGACUGCCCAUGGACGCUGGUCCUUGUAAAGCAUUCUUAAACCUGUGGGCUUUCGAUUCUUCUGCGGGAAAGUGUGUGUCCUUCAAAUAUGGAGGCUGCAAGGGCAAUGGCAACAAAUUCUACAGCCAGAAGGAGUGUGAGGAGUACUGCGGAGUUAUGACGAGAAAUGGAGAUGACGAAUUUCUCGCAGUGAACUGAGAAUGGUGUGAAUAAGAAAGGAGCAUUACUUCGUUUAAAACAGAAAAAUGCAACAUGGAUCAGUUUCCAACGGGCAUUUACUUCAACAUUAACACAAUAAAUAGACACCAAACCUG